Messenger RNA from Salarias fasciatus (jewelled blenny), 2590 nucleotides. It is a transcript of the gene kcnq1.1, whose product is annotated as potassium voltage-gated channel, KQT-like subfamily, member 1.1. The transcript is spliced from 17 exons. Gene Ontology annotation, biological process: potassium ion transmembrane transport. Bases 272 to 2341 code for a protein of 689 amino acids. Gene Ontology annotation, molecular function: voltage-gated potassium channel activity. The record is from RefSeq and is a predicted model, not a curated record. Gene Ontology annotation, cellular component: voltage-gated potassium channel complex; membrane. Lineage: Eukaryota; Metazoa; Chordata; Actinopteri; Blenniiformes; Blenniidae.
GAGGUAAGAGGUAUUCAUUCAAGGCUGAGAAGUCGGCAUAUCCACAGCAACCCAGAGAGCUGUAAAGUUAAAUUAAAGAAGAAGAAAAAAGAGGAAAACACCGUCCCGGUGAUCUAGAGCAUUAAUAACUCAUUUUUAAGUAACACUUUUAUGCGUCUCGGCGCGAUCAGGCGCGCAACAGAAGGUGAGCGCACAUGGGAGAACAUUUGUCUUUCUAAGGCACUGACCGAAAAAAAAAAAAGUUAAUCCAGCGACAGAGGGAUUUCUACAAAUGUCCGAUUCGUCCUCCUCCUCCCCCUGUAGGGGGUCUUCUGGUGGGACACGUGCAAAGAGACCACCGGACCUGGAGCUGUCGGAAAUCACCUUCAGUGCGCCUGAAAGCGGGACACCUGUGCGCAACGAAAGGGACGAAAUGCCCGAGGACGGUAGCACCCCGACAGCUGUCCCCCCUGUCCACGUCCCCCCGUACUUAUCCCACCCCAGGAUGUCCAUGCGGAUGUCGGUGUACAGCACCGGGGUCCGGCCGGUCCUCACGCGCGCCUACAUCCAGGGACGCGUGUAUAACUUUCUGGAAAGGCCGUCCGGCUGGAAGUGCUUCGUGUAUCACUUCGCAGUGUUUCUCAUAGUUUUGGCCUGUCUGAUCCUCAGUGUCCUUUCUACCAUUGACCAGUAUCAGGCUCUGGCUCACACAACUCUCUUCUGGGUGGAGAUCGUCCUUGUGCUGUUCUUCGGCGUGGAAUAUUUCGUCCGCCUUUGGUCAGCAGGCUGCCGCAGUAAAUAUGUUGGCAUCUGGGGCCGACUACGCUUUGCCAGGAAGCCAAUAUCUAUUAUAGAUUUAAUUGUUGUUGUUGCCUCAAUAAUUGUGCUUGGAGUGGGCUCCAAAGGCCAAGUGUUUGCCACCUCUGCAAUCAGAGGGAUUCGAUUCCUGCAGAUCCUCCGUAUGCUCCAUGUUGACCGGCAGGGAGGGACUUGGCGUCUCCUUGGCUCGGUUGUCUUCAUCCAUCGGCAGGAGCUGAUCACCACCUUGUACAUCGGCUUCCUGAGCCUGAUCUUCUCCUCGUACUUUGUGUACCUGGCAGAGAAAGACGCGGCCAGCGGCUCGGCGCAGUUUGGAAACUAUGCCGAUGCUCUGUGGUGGGGAGUGGUAACAGUGACUACAAUCGGUUACGGGGACAAAGUGCCACAGACCUGGAUCGGGAAGACCAUUGCGUCCUGUUUCUCUGUUUUUGCCAUCUCCUUCUUCGCUCUGCCGGCUGGCAUCUUAGGUUCGGGUUUUGCCCUGAAGGUGCAGCAGAAGCAAAGACAAAAGCACUUCAACAGACAGAUCCCUGCAGCUGCAUGCCUCAUUCAGACGUCUUGGAGAUGUUUCGCAGUGGAGAACUUUGAUUCGGCCACCUUCAAAAUGUUUUUGAGGAAGAGAUCCCACAUCCCUGCCUCUUCAUUGUCCUCCCCGAAACCCAAGAAAUCGGUGAAGAUAAGGAGGAAGCACAAGAGCAAUGAAAAGGACAAUGGCCCUACAUCUCCCACAAUUCCCAGCAUCAUUUACGAUUCUGCACUCGACAGCGGGAGAGAGCUGAGUUCAGAUGUUUACAGCACCGUGGGCACAGAUCGUCAGCAGUCCUGGACAUCUUUGUCAUCUCUUCACUUCAGCUCACCUCCUGCAGCAAAACCAAACUCGGGCCUGUUGGAGGUCCACCCCCCGAGCCCCCUCCAGAGGAACUGCAGCUUCGCCGACGACCUGGAGCUGGAGGCCGAGCGCGACGUCGAGCUGGCUCCCGCCGCUUCCGUAUCGCAAUUGACCGAGGCGCACCGAAAAGCAAUCCGAGUGAUCCAGAAAAUGCGCUAUUUUGUAGCCAAGAGAAAUUUUCAGCAAGCCCGUAAGCCCUAUGAUGUGCGGGAUGUGAUUGAGCAAUACUCCCAGGGUCACCUUAACCUCAUGGUGCGAAUCAAGGAGCUUCAGAGGAGACUGGACCACUCAUUAGGAAAGAUAUCGUUGUUCCAGACCAGCUCAGACCGGGCCAAAGACAGAGGCAGCAAUUCUAUUGGAUCUCGACUCCACAGGAUGGAGGACAAGAUCACACACAUGGAGCAGACUCUGAACCGCAUCGCGGAGUCGCUGGCUUUUCUUCUGGACCACAGGGAUGCCGCCGAGGCCGAAGGUGGAGGCAGACUGAGACGGCAGCUUGGGCGAACCUGCAACGUCCUCCGCAGCCAGGACAGCCUGCCAAGCUACGACCAGCUGUCUUCAUCGCCCUCGUCCUUCUCCUCCAACACGGCCGGCACGGCGCUCGGCCUCAGCAACCUCGCCAACGCCCCCGAGCGUCAGGAACACAACAGCUAAAACCAAGAAAAAUCUAUCUGUCUAUCUAUCUAUCUAUCUAUCUAUCUAUCUAUCUAUCUAUCUAUCUGUCUUCACUAGUUCAGGAGUUUAAGAAAUAGGUAGCUAGCUUUUUUUUAAAAAAAAAAAUUAAUCUGAAUUUCAAACGUUAAUGAAGUUAAAAAGGUUUUAGCUGCUUUUUCUGUUCCUUAGCUUAUAUUUAUGUCUGGGUGGGGUAAAUAUAGUUGGAGGGAUGCUUUUAAACGCAUAAGA